AAAAAUUAAAAAUUUGGUCCACACUAAUACUUUAUAGUAAUAAUAAAUUUGCAUUAUCAACCAUUCAACCAUAUUAAAUAUCUCUCCUCAAAUAAAUUAAGAAACCAACCCCUAUUCAAUCCUUUUCCAAAAUGGAAAGAAUCAAUCUCAUAUGAGCCACAUAAUCUGUCCCUACAAUAAGAAGAGCUCCUUCAAUUCUCAAUUUUAUUAUUGAUCGAUAAACUUAACUAACCUAUUUCGCACGAUUAGUCUCAAAUCAAACCUCAACUUGUUCGAUUCAACUCGAUCAACCAAAAUGUUAGAGCUAGCAGAAGACGAGGUGAAGAACUUCUUCAAGGUAUGGGCAAUAGUUUUUGCAUCUUUAAGCUAUUGUUAUUACAUAGGCAAGCUAAUUAAUCCAAAAGGUUAUACAAGAUUAGUAGCAAUAAUCCCAAUUAUUACUCUCUUUUUAGCACUUCCUUUAAAUCUCACAUCUUUUCAUCUUGGUGGUAUGACUUGUUUCUUUAUUGCUUGGCUUGCUAAUUUCAAACUCUUGCUUUUUGCUUUUGAUAAGGGCCCACUUUGCGCUAAUUCUUCAAUCUCAUUCGCCAAAUUUCUUGCACUUUCUUGCUUACCCAUCAAAAUCCAACACCCACCUCAUAAAAAGUCAUUAAAAUCACACCCAUCUAUUUAUAAUUACAUCAUUAAAGGGAUACUUUUAUGUCUAAUAAUUAAAAUCUAUGAUUAUGGUGAUUACAUUCAUCCAAAAAUCAUAUGGCUAAUCUUUUUCUUCCACUCCUAUUUUACCAUAGAGUUAGUCUUUGCAUUCCUAGCAACAUCGACUAAUAUUUUGUUAGGGCUCGAACUGGAGCCACAGUUCAAUGAACCCUUAAUAUCAACCUCAUUGCAAGACUUUUGGGGUAAGAGAUGGAAUAUCAUGGUGACAAGGAUACUUAGGCCUACGGUGUACCUUCCCACACUAGAGUACUCCACUAAGGUCGUUGGACGCACGUGGGCCACACUUCCGGCGGUGAUGUCCACGUUCUUUGUGUCAGCCAUUAUGCACGAGCUCAUCUUCUACUACUUGGGGCGCAACUGGCCCACAUUCGAGGUGACGUGGUUCUUUCUCCUGCAUGGAUUAUGUCUCUGUGUUGAGAUUGUCGCUAAGAAGUUAGUUGGUGGGAAAUGGAGGAUCCCACGGUGGAUUUCCGGCCCUGCCACGGUGUUGUUUGUGGUGGGUACUGGGUUUUGGCUGUUCUUGCCGCCGUUGUUGAAGGCUGGGUUGGAUACUAGACCGUUUCAAGAGUUUGCGGCCGUUGCCAAGUUUGUAAGGAGUUUGAAGGCAGCUCUCACAUUUUGAGUAAUUCUGUUUCUUUUGUUGCAAACAUUUGAGUAGUUCUGUAGUUGCACAUUUAGCUUGUGAAUUGUAAUUAAUUGGUAUGUAACGCAAAUGUGCUUACACGACUAACACGAGGAUUUACUUUA
Messenger RNA from Spinacia oleracea (spinach), 1464 nucleotides. RefSeq names its product acyl-CoA--sterol O-acyltransferase 1-like. NCBI's taxonomy places the organism in Eukaryota, Viridiplantae, Streptophyta, Magnoliopsida, Caryophyllales, Amaranthaceae. Gene Ontology annotation, biological process: lipid metabolic process. The record is from RefSeq and is a predicted model, not a curated record. The transcript has a single exon. The coding region runs from base 296 to 1339 and encodes 347 amino acids.